This is a messenger RNA of Olea europaea var. sylvestris, 876 nucleotides long. RefSeq names its product peptide chain release factor PrfB3, chloroplastic-like. The transcript is spliced from 5 exons. NCBI's taxonomy places the organism in Eukaryota, Viridiplantae, Streptophyta, Magnoliopsida, Lamiales, Oleaceae. Gene Ontology annotation, biological process: translational termination. The coding region runs from base 1 to 876 and encodes 291 amino acids. The record is from RefSeq and is a predicted model, not a curated record.
AUGGCGGCAGAAUCUUUGUGUGUACAGCCCUCUGCUACUGAUUCUUCGACUUCUCGAUUAAAUUAUAUAUUUGGAGGGCCUAAAUGGAAACCUCCAAUUGCUACAGCGUUUGUAGUUAGGAAGUUCAGUGCAAGAAAAAGGAUAGAAGAUUCGAUUCUCCGUGCAUGGAUGUUAGCUCCAAUAGCCUUGGAACAUGAAGAAGCAAGACAUUUUAAGCAAGAAGAAAUUAUUCGUGAUCAUGACUUGUGGGAUGACCCAGGGAAAUCGAAUGAAAUCCUCAUCAAACUAGUCGACAGUGCCAAGGUGGUUGAUGCCUUUAAAGACCUCAAAUAUAAGACAUGGGCAGUACAACUCAUUCGAAUGUACAUGAAAUGGUCUAAAAAUCAAGGUCAUGCUGUGAGGUUAGUUGAGAGAUGUCUUGCAAAGGAUGGAGGUAUCAAGUCAGCAACAAUUGAAUGCGAAUUCAAAUUUGCUUAUGGCUAUCUAUCAGGGGAAAGAGGUGUUCACCAAAUAAUUGAAAAUCAUAAGAGUGAAUUUAAUUACCCUGAGGCUAGCUUAGCGGUUGUGGAUGUGAUUCCUUUAUUCCUUGAAUCAUUACCCGGACUAUUAAUUGAUAACGAGGAUCUACUAGUCUACUGCUCAUCGUCUUCCAAGAAGCCAGGCAAGAUUUCUUCAUCAAUUUCCAUUCAGCAUAUUCCAACUGGUGUAGAAGUCCAAUCAGCAGGUUCUUUGGAUAGAAGCAAUCAAGUGAUUACCGAAGAUGAGCCAAAUAUCACUAAAAACACCUCAAAAAGAAAAUCUAAGGGGUUAUCAAGUAGUAAGAUUGUCCAAAUUACAGAUGAUGAUUUGGAGGUUUCUGGAACUAAAAGGACAUAG